Phyllopteryx taeniolatus (common seadragon) is the source of this 5019-nucleotide messenger RNA. RefSeq names its product zinc finger protein 892-like. Lineage: Eukaryota; Metazoa; Chordata; Actinopteri; Syngnathiformes; Syngnathidae. Gene Ontology annotation, molecular function: RNA polymerase II cis-regulatory region sequence-specific DNA binding; DNA-binding transcription factor activity, RNA polymerase II-specific. The record is from RefSeq and is a predicted model, not a curated record. Gene Ontology annotation, biological process: regulation of transcription by RNA polymerase II. The transcript has 3 exons. Bases 2639 to 3655 code for a protein of 338 amino acids.
AGAAGAACAAGACGAAGAAGAAGAAGAAGAAGAAGAAGAGAAGUUAGCAAGAUGCUGUGAUGCUCUACGUUAUUUCCGUCGUUGCCACAUUGACUAUUCUUUCAUGUGAACAUUAGUCUUUCGUGUAACAAAGUAAACCUCUGGAUAAACUCGUCUCGGCGCACUUGGAAGCGUUCCAACCAAGCGUUUAGCGUCCAAGCGGCGAGCAAAGGGAGGCGGAAGUUAGCCGGCAGAGCCUCAGCGUGAGAGAAAAGUUGUGUUGAUUAUCGUGUGAAAAUGUGUAAAGUGGACAUGCUGAGAACGUUGCUGAAUCAGCGACUGAGUGCAGCCAUUGAGGAAAUUUUAGUGGUGUUUGAAAGAACGAUAGCAGAUUACGAGGAGGAACUUUGUCGGACCAAAGAGGAGAACGAGCGACAACGUCAACUACUGGACGCUGUGUUCAAGCCUCAAGCUGCCUUACACAUCGCAGCAGACGUGAAUCAAGAUCUUAAUGGUGAGCAGCAGGAGUGGAGCUCCGGGGUGGAGCAAGAGGAGCCAAAGGCGUCUUACAUAAAAGAGGAAGAGGAGAGUCGCAGAAUCGCUCCGGAGCCAGAGCAGCUUCAGAGGGUGAAAUUCCCAGUGAUUUGUGUCCCUGUGAAGAGCGAAGAUGAUGAUGACGACAGCCAAAGUGAUGAGAACAAAGGGGCGGAGCCUCCGAGCCGCAGCUCAAACCGAAACACGACAACCGAAAGAGAUCAGGAUCAUUGUGGAGGAUCGCAAGCAGACAGAUCUUUAGCUCCACUAUCUGAUCAUGGAGACACAACAUCUGACACUGGCGAUGAAACCUCGAAAAGUGAUAUGACAUGUCACACUGAUGACACACAUUUGACAUGUCCUCAGUGUGGCAAAACUUUCGUCCGCAAGAGCAAUCUGAAAGAACACAUGAUGAUCCACACAGGAGAGAAACCAUUCGUAUGCUCAUUUUGCGGCAAAGGAUUCUCCCAAAAGGUAAACAUGAUUACACACACAAGAAGACACACUGGAGAAAAACCGUACACCUGCUCACUGUGUAGCAAAGGUUUUUACGAUUGUUCAGGUUUGGUUCAACACAUGAGAACACACACUGGGGAAAAACCUUUUUCCUGCUUGGUGUGCGGUAAAAGAUUCCGCGGAAAGUCAAUUUUGACGCGACACAUAAGGACACACACCGGUGAGAAAGUGUUCAGUUGCAGUGUGUGCGGCCGUAGCUUCUCUUAUAAGUAUCAACUUGAUAAACACACGUGCGCUGGCGAGAGCAACAGCAGAACAUGAAGCUGCAUGACUUUAAAUAAAGUGAAGACUUUCUAACAUUACCACCACUGGGACAUCCUUGAGCCUAACCGCGGCCAAACUUUUGAGUUGCGAGGCAGCUUCCAGAUAUGCUGCCGCUCGAGUCUGUAAUGCCCUCGCAUACGGGCAAGGAGAGCCACAGUCGCCGAGGCACUUUUAGCCGUUUAUUGAACGGGACAAACAGUCAAACACACAAAUAGAAAAUGAGAACACUUGUAAGGAGCUGUCGUAGACCACAAGUGGAGAGACACGUCCGGCUCCUGAUGUUGUCGCUCAUUAGGCCACGCCCCUAAAGGCACACCUCCGACACACAUAUAUUACAGUAUGUACAGUCAUACACUUUAGAUAACUUUUUAUUUAUUUUUUUAUUUUUUUAUACAUUCUCUUAUGUUUUUGUUCAAUAAAGUGCUAUUUUUCUUUAAUCAAAACAUACAAAUUGUUUGUUUGUGGUGCUGGAAUGGGUUAAUGGCGUUGAAAUUCACUUCACUGGGGAGAAUUGUUUAGACCGCUGAUUAAAUUCAGUUACAAGAAUUACAAAUUAAACUCAAAUCAAUGUUCGACUGUAUUUAUUUAUUAAAAAUAAUGUAUCUUUGUUCCUCUAUCUAUACCAGUGACAUAUAGUGACAGGCAGUGGAAUAAAUGGGUGUCCACUAAAUAGCAGAAGGUAAAUUAUCAACCUGUACUAAACAGCAGAAGGUACAGUCACCUUUUAUGACAUUAUUUUCUGAGGUGGUGUGGCAUUAGAUUUUUCCAAUGUAAAAUAUGGGCCUUGGCUCAAUAAAGGUUGGGAAACACUAAAGUUUGUGGUGUAUUGAUCGUGUAGUUAUUUGUUCUACAACCCCAAUUCCAGUGAAGUUGGGACGUUGUGUUAAACAGAAUACAAUGAUUUGCAAAUCAUGUUCAACCAAUAUUUAAAUGAAUACACUACAAAGACAAGAUAUUUCAGGUUCAAACUGAUCAACUUGUUUUUAGCAAAUAAUCAUUAACUUAGAAUUUUACGGCUGCAACACGUUCCAAAGAAGCUGGGACAGGUGGCAAAAAAGACUGAGAAAGUUGAGGGAUUUCCCUGAAAGUGAGGCAACGUGGAGCGUAAUGACACCUCCACACCGAAGGAGGCAGUAACGCAUUAGAAUUUAGGCACUGUCGCGUCUAACAGGAAGUAAACUCAAAGGGGGAAAGAAAGCUGUCAGCGCGACCUUUUGUCUGUAAUUAUUACAUUUUUCAUGAAUUAUUCGCGAAGUCGUCUCGGUGCUCGUUGAAGCUCAUCGAGUGUAGCUUAGCCUGCUAGCUGAUAGCAAACAGGCGGAAGUGUCAUGAUUAUCGUGCGAAAAUGUGUAAAGUGCAAAUGCUGAAAGCGCUGCUGCAUCAGCGGCUAAGUGCGGCCGUCGAAGAAGUGUUUGUGGCGUUCCAAAGAACCCUCGCAGAGUACGAGGAGGAACUCAGUCGCACAAGGAAGGAGAACGAGAGGCAACGUCAACUACUGCGCGCUGUUUUCAAGAAGCCUCAUGAGAAAUCAGAUCGAGCAGACAUCAGUGAAGAGCCUCAUACUGAGCAACAGGAGUGGUGUUCCAGGGUGGAGCAGCAGCAGGAGCCAGAGCUCCACCACAUCCAAGAGGAUCAGGAGCCAAAACUCGCACACAUUAAAGAAGUGGUGCGGGAGGAGGCUGAUAUCACCGAGUCACGAUUCUCUUGUGUCAUUGUGAAGAUUGAAGAGGAAGAAGUGGGCAAUGGAGACCACUGUGGAAGAUCGCAAGCAGACAGUAUGUUAGAGCCACUAUUAGAGAGUGACAACAUAACGUCGCGCUCUUCUGACCCUAAUGGUGAUGAACACUCUAAAGAUGAUACGACAUGUCGUCAGUGUGACAAAACAUUUGGUACAAAGUCCGCGUUGAGGGUGCACAUGAGAAAGCACACUGGAGAGAAACCAUUUCCUUGCUUAGUUUGUGGCAAAAGAUUCUCUGUGAAGGGAAUUUUAAAAACACAUGCAAGAACACACACUGGCGAGAAACCCUUUUCCUGCUUAGUGUGUGGACAUAAACUAACUCAAAAGUCCAACUUAACAAGCCACAUGAAAACGCACACAGGCGAAAAACCUUUUGCUUGCUCAGUGUGCGGUAAAAGCUUCUCUUUCAGGACAAGUUUAAUAAACCACAGAAGAAUACACACUGGGGAGAAACCAUUUACCUGUUUAGUUUGUGGUAAAAGCUUCUCUACAAAGGUACAUUUAAAAAUACACCUACGAACGCACACUGGAGAGAAACCUUUUACCUGCUCAGCGUGUGGGAAAACAUUUGUUCAGAAGGCACAAUUAAACAGACACACCAAAACACACAGAGAACCCCGUUGACAGCUCAGUCUGCACCUUUAAAUUCAAUGAACAUUCAGAAUUGGUUAAACACAUGAGAACAAACACCGGUUAGAAAGUGUACAUUGUCAGUGGGUAUGAUGUAUUAUUCUCUUAUAAGUACUAGUUUGACAAACACACGUGUGCUGGUUAAUAAUAGGGUUAAGUAUCCAAUGUGUAAGCAUUCUUACACAUAUUUUUUUUGGGUCUAAAUUUGAGUAUCAGCCGAUAUGGUGUCUCGAUCCGAUAACUUGGCAAUGCAUGUAAAAAAAAAAAAAAAAAAGAGUGCAUCCAAAUUCUCACAGCUGCCUUAAUUUUUUUAUAUAUUCAAAUAAAGGAAACACAACAUGAUAUCAUUUUAUGUGGCUAUAAUCUAGUGCAGCAGUGGUUCAAACACAGUCAACGAAUGAAAUCUAUUUAUUGCUUUGGAGUGGCGUAGCACCAAAUAAUGAUACUGACAAAUGAUCAAAUUAGAACAUGCAAUAGUGUAGCGUCUGAAAUGUAGGGGGUGUAAAGUCAUUCUUGCCACAAACAGACUCAGAAGCUCAUUCUAUCUUGGAGCAUACGUGGAAAAUAAAUAAUAAUUAACGGACUAUUAGGGGCGAGAGGUCGUCCGUUAAAGCAGAUUGUCAGUUAAAUUGAAGCACUAUUUUUGUGGCCGAAAAACACCAUCAAGGUACAAAGUGAUUGUUUUGUACUUUUUUUCGUGAGCUAAAUACGCAAAAUUAUUGGAAAUAAAUACAAAAAAAGCUUUCAAAUUUGGAUCCAAGUUUAUGUGCAGGAAAGGGGUGAUUUUGAGUUCCAACUGGACACUUUUCUGUCCGUUAAAUCCAAAGUCAGUUAAAUCGGGGUCCGUUAAAUCAAGGUGGCACUGCAGUUGGAUUGAUUGGUCAUGCCUGGAGUGUGAGGCACAACGAUGAUUACAUUAGUGUAGCAAUAGAGCUAAUACAAUACCCUACACAUCAAAAUAACGAUAUAAACGAUAAAUGGUUGUAUCAUACAGUAGAUGUUUUCUCCCGUCAGUCAGCUCUAUCGAUCGAUCAAGUGUUGUAGUGGAAAUGAACUAUAGUAUAUAAACAGAUACUACUACUUAAUCUUCAUGUGACCAAAUACACGGAAAAUACCAUCAAGAGAGUGUAAUGGAUUUUUCUUUUGACAUGAGCAGUUGGCCCGCGACUAAAACUAUUCUGGUAUUCUGUGCUCCCUCUAAUUGUAAACUUUUCCACCGGUAGCAGUGGUGAGACCAACUUUCUCAGUUGGUGGCACCAGCACAUGAUUUGGUCACACCCUUUAUGGAGGGUACGGCAUGACCAAGCAUGAUAUACCACAGCUUCGUAUGAAAUAAAGAUGGACAGUGACUCGACUUA